AUGAAGCCUACGCGUUCUAAGAGCAGAAAAGCUCUCACCAUUGGUGCUGAGCAAAGCAAUGCAGCCCAACCGGAAGAUAUUUCAGAAGGGCAAGAGCCCCCAAGGACUCAGCCCGCAAACGAAGAGGCCAUAACACGUAUGGCCGAGUUUGUAACCGAGAACCCCAACAUCUUUGAGGAGUUGGGGAGGUACCUAAAAAGGCAGGGCAAGCAGAAAGCUGAGCCCUCCAAAAGGAAGUCAGAUGGAUCCCCUGAAGGUUCAUCUGACGAGGAAUCUGAUGGGAGGCGCCUAAGCCGAAGUGCUUCAAAGCGGGCAUUUUCUAAGGCCACUUCUAAGGUAGCCUCCCUGACCAAGGCAUUUUCCCGAGGACUUCUAGGGCGAAGACCUGAGGAAGAACCUCGAUUUUUGGGAACGCCCGGGGUGAAUUACAUGAGAGCCCCACCUUUUACUGACGACAUCAACGAGGAAAGGCUUCCUCCCAAUUUCAAGCUUCCCUCUAUACCAUCUUAUGACGGCCGAGGUGAUCCCGAGAAUCACAUCCACGCCUUCAUCUCGGCUUUCCGUUUAUACUGCAUCCCUGACCCAGUCAUAUGCCGAGCUUUUCCAGUGUUCCUCCAGGGCACUGCUCGAAAAUGGUUCUGGGGAUUAGAACCUAGGAGCAUCUCCACCCUGGGGGAACUGGUGGAAAGAUUUCUCCACCGAUUCAUCUCCUCCCGACCUACGAUCAGGACCUCGGCUUACCUGCUGAACAUGCAGCAGAACCCGGGAGAAUCACUUCGGUUGUACGUUCAGAGGUUCAAUGAAGAAAGCGUCCAAAUACCUGACCCCAAUGAGCAGGUCAUCACAGCUGCUUUGACCCAUGGACUUGUAUCCGGGGUAUUAAACACGGGGAUCCACAAGAAAUAUCCCCGCACACUCCAUGAACUAUGGUCGAAGGUCGAAAAGGGCAUACAAGCCGAGAACCUCAAUCGCAUGAAGAAAGAAGUCCAAGCUGCUCGCCCGAGGGCUGACCCCCGAAGAGGGAAGGAGCUUGGCCGAAGUGAAACAGGGACAGGAAGCGGCUUUCAGAGUCCCGGCCGAGAUCGCCGUAGUGUGUUCGAUAGGAUCUCCAAGGGGAAGACGCCCAUUCCUGAGUCCGAACUGACUCCCUUGAACACCUCCCGAUCUCGCGUGCUGUCUGUAAGGGAACAAAACAACCUCGGGAAGGCCCCUCCCAAAACGUACAGCAGCAAAGACAAGAGGAACUCGAACCUCUACUGUCUGUACCACCGGGACAUCGGGCAUGAAACUGAGGACUGCAACGAUCUUAAAAAGGAGAUCGAGAACCUCAUCAGACAGGGCCACCUGAAGCAGUUCAUCCGCCGAGGUGGAGGGUACGGACCCAACAUAGCCGGGGUCAUCAAUACAAUUGCCGGAGGUCCGACGGGAGGAGAUAGCCAGAACUCCCGGAAGAGGACCGACAGGCAGGCUAACCCGGAUCCGGCUGAGUCGAGUUCUCGUCUAUCCGAGGUGAUCACUUACGGGUCUAGUGACCCCGUCUCAACUGCUUCGAGCAGUCAUGAGGCCUUGGUGAUUGAGUUGCUCACCAACAAUUAUAUCGUCAAAAAGGUCUAUAUUGACCCGGAGAGCUCGGUGGACGUCAUGUACCUCCGUACGUUUGAGAGCCUCAAAUUGGCCCGGGAUCGCAUGACCCCGGUAAGGACUCCUCUUGUAGGCUUCGGGGGACAUGUUGUGCAUCCCGAAGGGAUGGUGACCCUGACGGUAACCGUGGGAUGCCACCCCCGUUGCCGGACUCUUCCUGUCAACUUCGUCGUGGUAAAGGCCGACUCCCCGUACAACCUCCUCCUAGGUCGGCCCAUGCUUAAUGCUCUGCGGGCGGUAUAUUCUACCUACCACCUGAGCUUUAAGUUUCCUACUCCCGCGGUUGUUGCCGAGGUCAGCAGCGACGUUUGUGCUGCCCGAGAAUGCUACCUCGCUACUCUACAGGCAGCCUCCCCAUCUACCUCCAGUGCAAGGUCCGAAAGGGGGUCGGACAUUCUCUCGAUUGACUGCAUCUACCCUCAACAAACGGUGAAACUCCAGAGGCUGGAAACCGGAGAUGAGGUGGAAGAUAUUCCCCUGGAUCCCGUGAAUCCGGACCAAACGAUCCGCGUCGGUAUCUGUUUGCCUGACUCAAUUAAGGAAGGGAUGGUGAGUCUUCUCAGAGAAUACCGGGACGUCUUUGCUUGGGCCGCAGAUGAGGUCGAAGGAGUCCCGCAUCACCUCAUAAUACACGAGCUCAAUGUUGACCCGCAAGCACGCCCGGUCAAACAAAAAAGGAGGCACCUCGGCCCUGAGCGUAGCCAAGCUGUUGGUGAAGAGGUGGACAAGCUCCUACCUGCAAAAAUAAUCCGGGAAUUCCAAUAUCCGACUUGGUUGUCCAACCCGGUCAUGGUCAAGAAGGACACAGGAGCCUGGAGGAUGUGCGUCGACUUCACCGACCUCAAUAAGGCCUGCCCCAAAGACUGUUACCCCUUGCCCAAGGUCGACACUUUGGUGGACUCGGCAAUGGGUUAUGAGGUCCUCUGUUUCCUUGAUGCCUUUAAAGGGUAUCACCAAAUCGGAAUGAGUCCAGAGGACCAGGAGAAGACGGCCUUCUACACUGACCGAGACACCUAUUGCUACGCCACCAUGCCCUUUGGACUAAAGAAUGCCGGGGCCACGUACCAACGCUUGGUCAACCAAGCCUUCAAAUCUCAGAUCGGGCGAAAUGUCGAAACCUACGUGGACGACAUUCUCCUCAAGAGCCAGACGACCUCUUCCUUCCUCUCUGACCUGAGAGAAGUCUUUGAGGUCCUACGGAAGACGCGGAUGAUGCUGAACCCCAAGAAAUGCGUCUUCGGGGUCACUUCGGGAAAAUUUCUUGGCUACCUCGUCUCGAGACGGGGUAUCGAAGCAAACCCAGACAAGGUGAAAGCCAUUCAAGAAAUGUCUCCACCUCGGUGCAUCCGUGAUGUCCAGAGGCUGACGGGGCGGUUGGCCGCCCUGAAUCGGUUCUUAUCGCAAUCAGCUUCCAAGGCAUUGCCAUUUUUCAAGGUCUUAAAAAAGGCCGACGGCUUCUCCUGGACCGAGAAAUGUCAACAGGCCUUCGAACAACUGAAAGAAUAUCUCCACCACCUCCCAACACUCACCUCACCUCGUCCAGGGGAUAAGUUAUUCUUGUACUUAUCUGCUGCAGUCGAAGCGAUAAGUGUCGUGUUGAUAAGGGAGGAAGGUGUACAGAUGCCCGUUUAUUAUGUCAGCCGAGUCCUCCGAGGUCUGGAGACCAGAUACACUCAGGCGAAGAAGCUCGUGCUGGCCUUAAUCCAUGCAGCUCGUAGGCUUAAGCCCUACUUUCUAGCCCAUCACAUAUGCCUGAGCACUGACCAACCACUUCGGCAAGUAUUGUCACGGCCAGAGGCUUCUGGACGCCUCACCAAGUGGGCUAUCGAGCUGGGGGAGUACGACCUGUCUUACGAACCUCGCGCAGCAAUCAAAGCUCAGCCUCUUGCGGACUUUCUAGCCGAGCUCACCUUUGAUAAAGUAAAGGAAGCCAUCCCGGCUCCUGCCGAGUCCCAACGGUGGAUCCUACAUGUGGAUGGCUCGUCUAACAGUGAGGGUAGUGGAGCAGGCUUGCUCCUCGAAGACCCCCAAGGAGAAAUAUGUUCAUACGCUCUGAGGUUUGACUUCGCUGCUUCCAAUAACGAGGCUGAAUACGAAGCUGUCAUUGCCGGCCUGCAAUUAGCUCGUAAGCUUGGGGCCGCGCACAUCUUGGUCUAUAGUGACUCUCAGCUCGUCGUGUGCCAAAUACUAGGCGAAUACGAGGCCAGGGAAGAGGCGAUGCAUCGUUACCUCUCCAAGGUCCUCCAACUGGUGACACACUUCGAGUCUUUUGAAAUCCAAAGAAUACCGCGGUCACAGAACAGGAGGGCAGAUGCCCUCUCUCGGCUCGCUUCUACCUCCUUCUCUGACCUGAACAAGACGGUUCUUGUGGAAGUCUUGGCCAAGCCAGGAUAUGUGGGGGAAGUUGUAUGUCUCAUUUACCCAGGGGACACCUGGAUGGGACCACUGGUUCGAUUUCUCAGCCGAGGUGAACUUCCCGAAGACCGAGCCGAAUCCCGGAAACUGCAACGUAAAGCAGCUCGGUACGCUCUCCGGGGCGAUCUCCUGUACAAGAGGUCAUACCUCGACCCGUGGCUGCGAUGUAUUACUCCGGAAGAAGGGGAGAGGAUCUUACAAGACAUUCAUGGAGGACUCUGUGGUGCUCAUGUUGGCUACAGGAUGCUCGUUAAAAAAGCUUUGCUGCUCGGAUACUUCUGGCCCACCAUGAGGGUGGAUGCCCAGGUCAUGGUCCUUAGCUGUCCUUCUUGCAAUUUUGUAUAUGCGGUGGUGGCGGUGGACUACUUCACCAAGUGGGUUGAGGCCGAGCCUUUGAGAAGCAUUACCGGAGCAGCAGUUCAAAAAUUCUUCUGGAAGAGCGUCGUUUGUCGCUUCGGCCUACCCCGGGUGAUCAUCUCGGAUAAUGGAAGGCAAUUUGCUGAUAACCCUUUCAAGACGUGGUGUCAAAACCUGGGAAUUAAACAGCAUUUCACUUCGGUAGGACACCCUCAAGCUAACGGACAUGCCGAAAACUUCAACCGCACUCUCCGCCAUGGCCUCAAAACCAGACUACACCGAGUUGGAUCGUCAUGGGUGGAAGAACUCCCCAGCGUCUUGUGGUCUUACAGGACCACCCCGAGGUCGGCAACCCAAGAGACCCCAUUUUCUUUGACGUAUGGGUCUGAAGCUGUGGUUCCAGCCGAGUUCAUAACGCCGAACCCGCGGAUGGCCGCAUAUGCUGCCGAAGUCAACGAGGAAGAACGGCGAGUUGACCUCGACCUUGCCGAGGAGAAACGUGAUAUGGCCGCGGCCAAAGUUGCUAUCUAUAAGAAUAUCCUAACUGGUUACUAUAAUGCUCGGGUCAAACACUUACGUUUCAACCCGGGAGACCUUGUGCUCCGGAAGAACUCGGUCAGCCGAGCUGAAACUCAGGGCAAACUGACUCCUAAGUGGGAGGGACCCUACCGCGUUGUCGAGUCCAGCGAAAAUGGAUACUGUAAAUUGGCAUACCGAGAUGGGUCUCGGGUGCCCCGAACUUGGCACGCCGAAAAUCUUAAGAUGUAUUACCCUUGA
Molecule: messenger RNA, 5190 nt
Organism: Coffea eugenioides
Lineage: Eukaryota; Viridiplantae; Streptophyta; Magnoliopsida; Gentianales; Rubiaceae
Exons: 3
Coding region: 1-5190 (1729 amino acids)
Biological process (GO): DNA integration
Molecular function (GO): nucleic acid binding; RNA-DNA hybrid ribonuclease activity
Source: RefSeq, a predicted model, not a curated record